AUGGAAAUCACCAACAAAAUGCGUUUCCACGGUGAGAAGAUAGACGAUGUUGCCAUUGUGGAGAAGAUUUUGCGCUCGCUGACACCAAAAUAUAAUUAUGUGGUCUGCUCAAUCGAAGAGUCAAAAUAUAUAGAUGCACUAUCUCUUGAUGAAUUGCAAAGUUCUUUACUGGUUCAUGAACAGAAGAUGAACAAAGAUUCCACGGAAGGGGUAGAGGUAGAGGCGGAGCAAGAGAAAGAGGAGAUCGUGGAGGAUAGUUCAACAGAAAUUUCAAAGGCAACACUGAUCAAUUUCAAGGCAAAGGCAGUCGAGACCAUGACAAAUCCAAGAUUGCCUAAUGAUAAAGAAAAGGAAGAAAGUGCCAACUUUGUCGAAAAUAAAGAAGUAGAAACUUUGUUAAUGGCUGUCCAAGGUGGAAUAAAACAUGAGUCGGAUAUUUGGUAUAUAGAUAUCGGAUUGAUGGGAAAAUGUGAUAUCAAGAUUAAAAUCAAGAAUGGUUUUGUUGAAACAAUCUCUAAUGUGUUGUAUGUUCCCGACUUGAAAAGCAACUUACUGAGUGCUGGUCAAUUGCAAGAGAAGGAUUAUGUCAUCACUAUUAAGAAGGGUGAGCGUGAAAUUUAUGAUCCCGUGAGAGGAGCUAUUGCAGUAGUUCAAAUAAGCUCCAAUAGAUUAUUUUCGCUAAAGAUUGAUGAUAUUCAAUCUUGUUUGAUGGCUGAAGUCAAGGAUUCCUCAUGGUUGUGGCAUUUUCGUUAUGGUCAUUUGAGUUUUAGAGGAUUGAAGACACUUCACCAGAAAAACAUGGUCACAUGGCUUCCUCAAAUUACUGCUCCUUCCAAAAUCUGUGAAAAAUGUGUUCUUACCCAAGUACUCUAUGAUAGUGACGUUGAACUAGAGAAAUUUUCAGCAGCUUGCACAUCAAAAAAUUCAACAACUUCAGCAACAGUUGCUGUAGAAAAUAAAGAAACAACUCGGCCUGUUGGGCAUAUUAGAAGAAGGCCUGCUUGGAUGGAAGAUUAUAUGGUAACUGAAAUUGAAGAUCCAAUUACUCACUUUGCUUUAUUUUUAGAUUGUGAUCCUACGUCUUUCGAGAGUGCCGUGAAGGAAGAAAAAUAG
This is a messenger RNA of Solanum dulcamara, 1113 nucleotides long. RefSeq lists its product as uncharacterized. The transcript has 5 exons. The record is from RefSeq and is a predicted model, not a curated record. The coding region runs from base 1 to 1113 and encodes 370 amino acids. NCBI's taxonomy places the organism in Eukaryota, Viridiplantae, Streptophyta, Magnoliopsida, Solanales, Solanaceae.